Branchiostoma floridae (Florida lancelet) is the source of this 922-nucleotide messenger RNA. RefSeq names its product neurocalcin homolog. The transcript is spliced from 2 exons. Gene Ontology annotation, molecular function: calcium ion binding. NCBI's taxonomy places the organism in Eukaryota, Metazoa, Chordata, Leptocardii, Amphioxiformes, Branchiostomatidae. The record is from RefSeq and is a predicted model, not a curated record. The coding region runs from base 49 to 783 and encodes 244 amino acids.
AACACUUGCACCUGUUGUAAGGAUGUACAUUGUAGAACAAUACUGAACAUGGGCUGUUCCGUUGGUAUUUGUAGAGAACACAAAGUCCGGGAAACGAGGACGGCACUAACGUGCCAAUAUUGCAACACCUACUGCGGAAACGACUCGGGUUCGUACGUCGCUUGUCUGGCUAGCAACCACGAUACGCAAGUUUGGGGCUGGCCGCGGCGAGCCCGUACCCGCCCGUCCAAACAACAACGAGACAGGCUCAUAUCCGAUCUCACAAGAACCACGAACUUCCGCGAGUCCGAAAUCAAACACUUGUACAAACUCUUCCAAAAGGACUGCCCGAAUGGCUUGCUGAAGGAACAACAGUUUGUGAAAUUCUACGUGGACUUCUUCCGUACGGGGUGUCGAGAGAAGAAGUCGGCGCUGGCUAAGAGGAUUUUCCGUGCGUUCGAUCACGACGCGACAGGGACGGUGGACUUUAGAGAGUACGUUUGCGGGAUGAGUGCGCUCUUAAGGGGCUCUAAGGUAGAGAAACUUAAGUGGGCCUUCAGAAUGUACGAUCUGGAUGGAAACGGAGAAGUCACCAAGAGAGAGUUGCUGAAUGUUUUGAUGCUGAUGAACGAACUGCGAAACCCCGGAGCGCCGGAGGAAGAGACCCGCCAAAUGGAGGCUCAACAGGAGGAGCUUAUCACGGGCAUCUUCAACUCACUUGACAUCGACCACGACGGCAAACUACAGCUCAAGGAGUUCGUCGAAGGAGUCCGUAGUAAUCCCCAACUGUUCAAAAUCCUAUAAGACGUACGCGUUUGUUUGCGGUCACGUGGCUGUGACGUAAGUUAUAAUGUCCGCCAUGUUGGUUGGUUAAACCUGGCAAUUGAAAUACUAGUAGACUAUCGUGGCUGUCUAUCCUAAUUAGCAGUUCAACCAAUGAUAU